CAGGAAACAUUAGAGUCUCCUUCAUGCGGCCAGCCCAUCUAGAGCCACGACAAGGCCGACGAGAUGUCAACGAUCCAAUGGCUCCUCAGACUGCCUCCUGGAUUGAGAUGGCGCAUCCUCUCCCCAAACCCGAAUAAAACAUCACGCCUCCAAUCCCUCACUUGCAGACCAUUCAGCCAGACAACAUGCGCGCACGCAAAACCAACCAAACCCCCCAAACCCAAAGUCAUCCGACCACUCCCCAAACAAUCACGAGCACAACCACCCGCCCCACCACCUCCAACUCCAUCAUUCACCACCCCUCCCCCAUCAACCAAUCUCUCCAACACCCGCCCAAGCAACUCCCGUCUCGACCCAUCCCUCACCCAGCUCCUCGACACCACAGGCCAGGUACUUCUCUACCACGCCCCAAGCCACACGAGCUUCUACUUCUUCUCCUACCUCUUCGGCACAGCCGUGCUCGCUGGUUCUCUCCUGCAAGCAAGCAACAUCAACGUCCCCACCGCCGCCGAAGCGCAAGCAGAAGGCAAGCAAAUGCCAUGGUACCUGCGCACCGCCUCGUCUGGAGUAGCCAUCUUCACCGCCGCGAUAGGCACGGCACUAAUCCUCGCACCCGCGAAAUUAAUCCGUAGCGUAUCGCUCGUUGCCUCGUCUAUGCCUGGGAAUUUGACACGGGGAACGCCCUUCUUACGGCUCGAGACCAAACCCGCCAUCCCACUAUUCGGCCGCAAAGGCAGAGUAAUCGACGCCCCAAUGCACCAAGUCUUCAUCGACAGACAAGUAGUAGGCAUGGGCGCCAUCUCAUACUACCACAUCCCACGCGAGGAAGCGCAGAAAUUCACGCAGCUCGGCCUCCCCGCCUCCGAGGGGGGCAGCGAAGCAGUGAAACCCACUAUAAUACAACGCUUGCAAGCCUUCAACACCUCCCUGCUCAACAUCUGGCCGAAUUUGAAACAAGAUACGCGCCGCAUGCUGCUGCGCGACGGGAUUGCGUACGUGCGGAUUGAAGGGGAAGGCGGGCAUUGGAAGCUGGAUGUGAAUGGGGCGCAGAUGCUGGAGCAUGGGAAGCCGUUGGCGGCAGCGCUGAGUCCGGGCGAGUUUGAUCGGUCGUGGCUUUCGAAGGCGAGGAAGGUGAUUGGGAUUUGAUUGAGGACUCAAUCGGGGCGGGGAGGAUUGUAUCAUACUGUACUGCUACAUAUA
Molecule: messenger RNA, 1200 nt
Organism: Neohortaea acidophila
Lineage: Eukaryota; Fungi; Ascomycota; Dothideomycetes; Mycosphaerellales; Teratosphaeriaceae
Exons: 1
Coding region: 64-1146 (360 amino acids)
Source: RefSeq, a predicted model, not a curated record